UUCCGCGACAGGCAAGCCUCGACAACUAAACCAACACCUUCGCUCGAUUCUGUACUCAAAAGACAAACGCUCGCUAGCAGCAAAACAGGCAAUGCAUGCGCAACAAAAACACCAAUCCACCCAAAGCCUCAAAGCCAAAAGGAAAUUGGCAGGUAUGCGAAUCAUAAUAUAAUCGUAGACAAUCGAAAUGGAUGUCGGUCUGAUGUGGUGGUGGCGGUUGAUGAAACAAAGGAGAAAGCGGUAUAUACAAGGUUCAGGGAUCUUGCAGUGAUGGAUUUGGUCGAUAACAUAGAUAGGCAGACGCCUGUGAGGGGUAUGCCAGCCAGCCAGCACGAAGACGACGUGUCUGGGUCGGCGGUGAGAAUUAUUAGAUUCGCUCACGUGGAGACAGGAUUGGUUGGCGUGGGUGGUUGUAUAGCCACUGUUUUUGGAGGUCGAGGGGUUUCGGUGUUUGUGGAUGCCUGUAGCGAUCGUUGAUUUCGCAUUUCUUUCCUUUUGAUCAGCAAGCUUUUGAAGGCGCCGAGCCAUUUUGCCAGGGAAUUCUCGUCUGCGGCGCAGAAUCGUAGGUUCUUCUCCUCGGAAAUGACCUGCAUACAGUGCUGCUUGCUCCU
Messenger RNA from Periconia digitata, 611 nucleotides. The record is from the annotation of a GenBank genome assembly. NCBI's taxonomy places the organism in Eukaryota, Fungi, Ascomycota, Dothideomycetes, Pleosporales, Periconiaceae.